AUGUCUGCAACGACCGCGUACGGCAACAACACCGUCGAUAAGGGCUACUCCAGCGGUAGCGAAGAUGGACAAGCCGCAGGCCAGCGAAAGGCGCUGGCUCCAACCAACGGGCCUUCAGCAUUACCCCUGCCGCCGACUUCGGAUUAUCUGGCUCAACCAGCGGGUGGCCUGCUCAAAGGAGCCACCGAUGAAAACGGCAACCUCAAGCCCGCGGCGCUCAUGGUCGGCAUCAAGCUUGAUCUCGAGGCAGAGGUCCAUUUGACAGCCCGUGUUCGAGGCGACAUCACAAUUGGCCUGUAUUGA
This is a messenger RNA of Fonsecaea erecta, 303 nucleotides long. RefSeq lists its product as hypothetical. The record is from RefSeq and is a predicted model, not a curated record. NCBI's taxonomy places the organism in Eukaryota, Fungi, Ascomycota, Eurotiomycetes, Chaetothyriales, Herpotrichiellaceae. The transcript is spliced from 3 exons. The coding region runs from base 1 to 303 and encodes 100 amino acids.